AUGAGUUGGUGGCCAGGUCGGCCGAGAGCUCCCGCUGCCCUGGUCCUCGGAGUCUUUUCCUUGGCUUCACCCCUUCCUCGCACCGCAGAGGAGGUCCUGCGACCCAGAGACGUGGACUGUUCAAGUUCACCGGAAUGGGAGAGAUUUCGCCUGGCAGCUGUUGCCCAUAGCAGGAAUGGCUGGGAUGUCGAGGUGAGCGGUGCCAAAGAGCUGGAGUCGAUGGCUAGAAGCCUGGUGGCGAAGUGGAGAUGGAUCGUUUGUAAGGAGGAUUGUCAGACCACCCAGCACCUGGCCUGGUUUUUUGUGGAGGACUGGGGUGCACGUUGCAAAGCGAGCGUCAACUUCGACCGCUACCUCAUCACCCAUUACUUCAGGAACCGUGGGCUGGAGUUCGUUCAGCGGACGCCCUCGGAGUACUGCCACUUCGGUUUCCUGACUGCUCUCGUGAUCGCGGCCCAGUUCGAAUUCCCUCAUUCGGUGGCCCAGGCCGGCCGGAUGCUCUUCCUCGCGUACGUCCUCCUCGGCGACUUCUUUGCAUUCGACUGGCUGAGAUCUUCCGGCUGGCCCGCAGACUCCCUGCUGGUCAUGUUGAACGUGCACAUUGUGUCGCAGCGCCUCCUCGUGGGCAAGGAUCUGGAGCAAGUUCGUGCUGCAGGUCGGCUUCCAGGAUUGGAGGGACCAGCCUUUUUGCGCUUGCACAGCCGUUGGCAGGGGACGUCAGAAGAUGCGAAAAAGACGCAUCGGGCAAUGGAGCCUGAUGCUGUUCCUGCAUUGCGAAUUUGGCAGUUUGACGACCACACGGCGUUGGCUGGGGAGGCGAAGACUAUGCUUACCAGGUUUGGUCAUGCGAUGAAAGUUCGUGUUCGCUUUCUUGGGAAUUCCUUUCCUGGCAAUGUUUGCCGAAACUACGACUUGUGUGCGCAACCAGAGGACAAGGAGCUCCUGCAGGGACUUCUGCGACGCUACUACAAGGAGAAGCAGGCAUUCGCUACCGUUGCAGCUGCUUUCGAAGAAGCUCUGGGGCAAAGGCUCUCGCGAGAGGCCGACGUGCUUAUGUGCUCGCAACCAUUGGGUUGGUGUCGCUUCCUGAUCAACAUGCGCAUGCCGAUGCUUCUCUACGCUGGCCUGCCCGUGAUGUGGGAUGUGCCUGAAGCCGAUCGCACUGGCUGGGCGGCAGACUUUGCAGACAUCUUGAUGAGCCAAGAACAUGUGGUCAUAGCGAACAGUGUGUUCGUUGCGAGAGAGGUCCAGUGGCAAUUCGGAGUGCGGGUGCCGACGUUGAGACCACUGGGCCUGCACACAAAUGCGAUGCACGUGCCUGUGUUGAAUGCCUCUGUCUUGGUGAGCCGCUUUGGAACCAGCGGAGGGCUUUCGGAGUGUUUGUUUGAGAAGUUCGCGGCGGUCAACAGGCAUUGGUUUCCUCUCCAUUUUGUGCAGAUGGAGUCCUUGCUCUUUGCAGAGCACCUCGUGGGCCGCCCAGUUCAAAGCUCGCGUCCCCGGACUGGAUGA
Messenger RNA from Symbiodinium sp. CCMP2456, 1509 nucleotides. NCBI's taxonomy places the organism in Eukaryota, Dinophyceae, Suessiales, Symbiodiniaceae. The record is from the annotation of a GenBank genome assembly.